AUGGCUCCCACGAACCUGCCAACCAUGGCGGCGCCACAGACGCAAAAGACUAUGUCUUCUCGCUUGAUGACGAUGAAGUUCAUGCAGAGAGCUGCUGCUACUGCUGCUACUGCGUCACCAACCGAGAAGCCCAGCACCCCGAAGACAGAGGACGAGGGUCCCUCCAAGCGCCGGAAGCAUUCCCAUACAUCGAAAACGAGCACACCCAAUCCGGAGGCCGACCAGGCAUUGUUUGACCAAAAGGCCAUCCAGGCCGCGCUGGAAGAAGAAGAGAAGAAGCGACAAGCUGCCAUUGAAAAGCGUGCUGCAGAACUUGGUGACUCCCAUUGGGUCUUACCUGGUGCUUCCCUCGCCCCGAAGGCCGGGGCUCGCCCAGUGCUGAAUGUUGUUCAAGUUGGAUUUGCGCAGAUUGAUUACUCAGGCAAUAUGAGUGAUGACGAUGACGCUCCUGCCGCUGUUCCCACCGCCGCCCGCUUCCGCCAAUUCAACAUGAAGAAAAAGGCAUGUUUGUUUAUAGAGCAGCAUUCUUUGGUUCCACGCGCUAACAGUGAUAGUAAUAGUGAUAGCUCAGGCUCAGACUCCGAUGACGACCGCUCUGAGGGUGAAGCAUCUUCCGACUCCAACAAGCAGGCAGAUCGAGGCCAACAAAAGGGUGUUAAUCCCAGGGGACAGAAGCGGGCAAGGCCGGGAUCCUCGUUCUCUGACAAGAGAAGCGAGGAGCGCAAGAAGGCAGCACAGUUUGCGCUUGGCCGACGGAAGAGGGAGGUGAAUCCCAACCGUCCUGCCACGAUAUCUGGAUCGGGUGGCCAGCCACAAGGCGUUCACCGGCAGGCUUUCACCGGCGCCUGCCACACAUGUGGACAGAACGGUCAUCGAGCUGCUGACUGCCCCCGCAAGUCGCGGAAGUAG
Messenger RNA from Neurospora tetrasperma FGSC 2508, 909 nucleotides. RefSeq lists its product as uncharacterized. Gene Ontology annotation, molecular function: nucleic acid binding; zinc ion binding. The coding region runs from base 1 to 909 and encodes 302 amino acids. The record is from RefSeq and is a predicted model, not a curated record. NCBI's taxonomy places the organism in Eukaryota, Fungi, Ascomycota, Sordariomycetes, Sordariales, Sordariaceae. The transcript is spliced from 2 exons.